GUAUCGCUGAUAGCAUCUGUGCCGGGGUACCAUGCAGUCAACGCUCUCCCAUCCCAUCACCAGCAGAAGCAGCAGCAGAAUCAGCCCCAGCAGCAGCAGCAGCAGCAGCACCAGCGCAACCACUGGGGGCACUUGGCGCUGAGACAGAAGCUCUCUUUGCAUCGCUGCCUGCCGCCUUCCACCUCUUCCUCUUCUGCCGCUACUGUCUUGCAG
Closterium sp. Yama58-4 is the source of this 213-nucleotide messenger RNA. The record is from the annotation of a GenBank genome assembly. Lineage: Eukaryota; Viridiplantae; Streptophyta; Zygnematophyceae; Desmidiales; Closteriaceae.